GCCUUGGGCAGUGGCAAGAAACGUCGAAGGACCCUACCGUUCAAUGAGUUGUCCGACGCGGUGGCCCGGGAAAUGUACUCCCAGGUCCUUUGUCCCGAAAAAGGUGAACCAGUGACUUCGCUAGUGGAGCGAGGUGACAACAUCACCGUAACUCAGGCCAUCGAGCUGUUGAGAUUGAUGCACUCCUUCGCUCCCAGUUUGAACCUUGAGGUGAGCAACUGGGUCUCAUCCAAGUUGGACCGAAAAUUGAGGUACCAAUUGGAAGAUCCGUUCAGCGUGAUCAGUGGCACUUUACCUCGUUGGGCCGUGACGCUUCCGAAAGUCUGUCCUUUCCUCUUCAGCCUCAAGACCAGAAAGAUGCUGAUGAAGUACACCGCCUUUGGUCCUUCUUUUGCCGUGCACUGGACGCAGGAGCAUAAAGUGGGAAGCUUUCUGAAGCGCCGUGCCACGGUGCAGACCGAGCUCAACGCCCAGACAGAUCCACGAAAGAUGCAGGAGCUGUCCCAGGAACUGUCAAAUAUCGAAGAGCACGUGGUUCGGUCCAACUAUUGGCUGGGCACCUUGCAAAGCACCCUGGUGAGAUUAGAGAAGGGUGAGGAGUUCUUGCGCCAAGCAGAUGUAGCCAUGGGCUUUCUGGCGAACGCCAGCAAGCUCAUGGAAGUGCAAUUCGAGGGCGAAACCGGCUUUGGCGUCGCCGUGACACAGUCAUUCUACGUGGAGGUGGCGCAAGCCUUGCAGGACCGCAGCGUGAACAGCAGCAUUCCCAUGUGGGUUGAAGAUGAUGAUUCUGGCACUGGUCAGCAGCAUUUGUUGUGUCGUAAAGGGCUUUUGCUCAAGCCAUUGCCUCCCGGGCCACAGCGCGACCAAGUGGUUCAUCGCUUCCGCUUUUUGGGCCGGCUGAUGGGACAAGCUCUGAGAGAGGGUUUCAUCGUGCCUUUGCCCCUCGCGGAUGAAUUUUUCGCGUUGCUUUUGGAUGAACCGUUGGGCCCCAGCAACCUGCCCAAGCCUGGGCAUGGCGUGGCUGGCGAGCUCCUUGGCGCCCUAAACGAAUUCCUGGAGGACUUGGCACUGAAUGAGCCCCAGGGCCCUGAGGAACGCCAGGCGUGGCGACGCGCACAGGCCGACAAGUCCGACUUCGGAGAACGUUUUUUGACGGCCAGCGAUCGACCCGAUGCCAGUCCGCAGGAGCCCAUGUCCUUCAACGAGUACACACAGCUGGUGGGGCUUUGCUUCCUGGAGACGGGCUUAAGUGGUGCUGAACUCUGUCCAGAAGGGGAUAGCAUCGCGGUCACCGCAGACAACGUCACACGAUUCGUGGAAGAGGCAGCAAAUUUCUGGUUUAACACCGGCGUUCGCGAACAGGUGAAUGCCUUCCGCGCUGGCUUGAACGACGUUUUCCCCUUCAACGCCCUCAAGGCCUUCACGCGGACUGAGCUGAGGGAGAUGUUUUGUGGUGAAGAUCGCAUCGAUUGGGAUGAACAAGCAUUGUUGAAUCACAUUCACCCCACCGGUGGUCUGACGGAAAAGUCGCCUUCCUACAAAUUCUUGGUGGCCGUGCUGUUGGAAUUGGGUCAGGCCGAGCGGUCCAGAUUUUUGGACUUCGUAUCCUCUUGUCCUCGGCUUCCUCCAGGUGGCAUCGCGAAGUUUCACGUGGAUGUCUUUCCAGAUACCAGCGCGUCCAGACAAGCCUUUCCGCGUUCCCGUGCAUGUGCCAACCAGCUUUACUUGCCGCCGUAUACCUCCAAAGAGGAACUGCAGGCGAAGUUGGUGGAGGCGAUGCACAGCUCCGCGGGUCACCACGAGCAGAGAGUGCGGGACCAAUGAGAUGUCACAGAGGCAAGAAAAAGCAUUUUUUCCACCGUGGUGUGAUCUGCUCGGGUUUCAAGAUUUUUUUUUCAUCCGGAAGAUUCU
Messenger RNA from Cladocopium goreaui, 1911 nucleotides. The record is from the annotation of a GenBank genome assembly. Lineage: Eukaryota; Dinophyceae; Suessiales; Symbiodiniaceae.